Episyrphus balteatus (marmalade hoverfly) is the source of this 2045-nucleotide messenger RNA. Its product is annotated as sodium-independent sulfate anion transporter-like. NCBI's taxonomy places the organism in Eukaryota, Metazoa, Arthropoda, Insecta, Diptera, Syrphidae. Gene Ontology annotation, cellular component: membrane. Gene Ontology annotation, molecular function: sulfate transmembrane transporter activity. The transcript is spliced from 6 exons. Gene Ontology annotation, biological process: transmembrane transport. The coding region runs from base 115 to 1992 and encodes 625 amino acids. The record is from RefSeq and is a predicted model, not a curated record.
CUGCAUGCUACAACUUCUAUCUAAUCUCGAUCAUUUGGACUGAGACCACCAUCAAGUUUAGUACCUAAGAUCAGCAGUAUUUGAUAACGCUGAUCUCAAGACAACAGUACAAAAAUGGCAGAAAGACCAGAAAAACGUCCAGUUUCAUCAAUUGAAGUUCCCGUCGAUACACAAUUUAAUGGAUCAACAGAUUUCGUGCUAUCAGAUUACGAUCAUGAUGGAAAGAAAGGCUGUUGUCACAUGUGUCGUAUGAAAAUGAUCUACAGACGUUUGCCGAUUUUGACAUGGCUUCCAAAAUACUCUACCGCAGAUGCAAUUGGAGAUCUGGUAGCUGGUUUAACAGUUGGAAUGACAGUGAUACCUCAGGGGCUUGCAUACUCGAGUAUUGCUGGCCUACCACCUGAGUUCGGUCUUUAUGGAGCUUUCAUGGGUUGUUUGGUGUAUGUUGUGCUGGGAUCUUGCAAAGACAGCACAAUAGGAUCCACAGCUGUAGCAUCACUUUUAGUUGGCCAGUCUUCAGGAGGUGUCUGGCAAAGAGCUGUUCUUCUAACUUUUAUAACUGGUUUAAUCGAGGUCUUAAUGGGUAUUCUUCGACUUGGAUUUUUGGUAGACUUUGUAUCGGGACCAGUUAAUUCUGGAUUUACAAGUGCUGUUGCUUUAAUAAUUCUGACGUCACAAAUGAAGAAUUUAAUAAAUGUAAGGACGACGGGGAGUACGUUUGUAGAAAUGUGGACAUCAGUGAUAAAAAAUAUCAAUAAGGCCCACAUACCUGAUACAGCCUUAGGAUUAGGUUCCAUAACGUUUUUAUUGAUCUUUCGAUGGAUUGGAAGCUUACGAGUUGGUCCAAAAGAUGAUAAACUUAAGACUUGCAAGCAAAGGUUUAUAAAUAAGUUACUUUGGAUAAUGGGAAUUUCAAGAAAUGGAAUACUUGUGAUUACUUCUGCAUUAAUUGGAUGGUAUUUGGAACGUAUUGGAAAUCAGCAAUUUACUUUGGUAGGGAAAAUUCCACAAGGAGUUCCAAGGAUUUCAUUGCCGCCAUUUUCAAUACCUGAAAUUCGAGGAAAUGAUACAAAUGGCGAAGAGAUUAUUAUUCAACAUGGAGAGACUUUUACAGAAAUGAUCGGUCAUUUAGGAUCAGGAUUGAUUGUGGUGCCAAUGAUUGCGUUGCUGGAAAAUAUAUCUGUUUGCAAAGCUUUUGCUUCAAAUAAACCAAUAGAUGCAACUCAAGAAUUGUUUGCCAUGGGUUUUUCAAACAUUGGUAACUCAUUGUUUCAAGGUUAUCGAGCAAAUGGUGGAUUGGCUAGAUCAGCGGUUAAUAAUGCAAGUGGUGUUCGAACUCCAUUGUCAAAUCUUUACAUUGGAUCGAUUGUGAUAUUGGCUUUGACGUAUUUAACGCCGUAUUUCUUUUUUAUUCCGAAAGCAACUUUGGCGGCUGUUAUUAUUGCAGCUGUCAUUUUUACGAUUCAGUACAACGUCAUUGUUCCCAUGUGGAGGAGUAAAAAAAUUGAUUUGAUACCAGGAUUUGGAGCAUUUAUAGCUUGUUUGGUAUUGCCACUUCAGAUUGGUAUUUUUGUCGGUAUUGGAAUCAAUAUGGUCUUCAUUUUAUAUUACUCAGCUCGACCAAAAGUCAAUCUAAAUGCUUUAGAGACUUCUUGUGGACAAACAUUUUUGAUGUUAACACCGGAUCGUUGUUUAAUAUUCCCUUCGGUUGAAUUUGUCAGAAAUGUUAUUAACAAAUCUGGAAUGAAGACAAAUGUACCAGUUGUUGUGGAUUGUACUUAUGUUUAUGGUGCUGAUUAUACAGCUGCCAAAGCUAUAGCAACGAUGGUGAAAGAUUUUAAUACAAGAAAUCAAAAAAUUAUAUUUUAUAAUUUGAAACCAAGUGUUGCACAAGUUUUUGAAGGUGUUGCAACUAAUUUAAUUUUAUGUUAUAGCAAAUCAGAAUUAGAAAUCGAAUUGACAACUAAUACAGCAUACAUAGAGGCAUAUUAGUUUUUAAAUUAUGCAAAAACGAAAAGUUAUAAAUAUGUAGUAAAAUUAGAAAA